AUGCAUGUCUAUCAAAUGCGGUCAUCCAACCUGUCCAUUGUCCACAUCACCCGGCAGCGCUUGACGACUUGUAUGAACGCACUCAAGGAUGUAUCUCGAGUUUGGCUUGUGGCUAAGAUGGUACACACCCUCUUUGACUCUAUCCUCGGCAAUAAGGUGCUGGAGGAGCGUCUACAGAAGGCCGCUGGUAAACGCCACGCAAAGUCAAAGAAUAUGCAACCCACCAAGAACCCACUCUCACGGAGCAACAGCGAUCUACAGAAGCGCAAAUUUGACGAGAUGGAGUUUGGCUACAGCGGGGGUCCACCAGCUGCUCAAAUGUCCUAUGAACGCUCAAGACCACAAUCUCCUGUCAAUCCUCCUCGAGAACCCCAGCCGAUAUCAGGGCUUCCAGGCAAUAAUGCAAGCCCUUCGCUGCGUCAAGACGCCUUUAUGGGCACUUCUCGAACCAACACACGUCCAACCACGCCAUUCAACACAUACUCAUAUCCUGGCACACCACCAGACCUCUUCCUUCACACUCGCACAUCGCCCAACAUUUCUCAAGACUUAUGGCAAAACUACCAACCAGAUCAACUAUUCCCACCAGACACCACUGGCAUGUUUCCGACCGAAAGUCCUGCACAGCAAACAACCAUGGUAGAUCCAGCUCUACCAGGAGCAGCAGGACCCCCUCCACAACAAACUUACGCUAACACGGCUCAACCGCCUCAUUAUCAGCAACCAGCUGCACCAGUAGGACUCGGGAACGGCAUGAUGAAUUCUGGUCCAGCACAACAACAGCACCAGUACCCCGCGCAACAUUUACAGCACCCAUACGGACAGAUGCCAGACAACGGCGAACAUCAGCAUCGAACAAGCAUGGAUGAUACAUGGAGCAACAACAGUGGUUCUACUGGAGGUGGCCCUAUCGUGCCAACCACGUUGAAUGUCGGCGACUGGUUCGAAUUCUUCGGCAUUCCGAACGGAGACAUUUCUGCACUGCAUGCGCAACAGUUUUGA
Messenger RNA from Aureobasidium musti, 1002 nucleotides. NCBI's taxonomy places the organism in Eukaryota, Fungi, Ascomycota, Dothideomycetes, Dothideales, Saccotheciaceae. The record is from the annotation of a GenBank genome assembly.